AUGGAACCAGUCGAGUCCUUCAGGGACUACGGUAAGGCCGACACGCUCGAGGAUCGCGAGUUCAGGAGGCAGACGCGCAUCCGCGUGAUCAUCAUUGUGGUGUCUUCCUUCGUGCUCUUGGCGGCGAUCGUCACCACCAUCAAGGGAAUGGUCCUAGAGGAACGAAUCGAUGAUGCCAACUCGAGCUCGACCACCCAGAUGACUCAGGCGGCAUCGAUCAGGGCCGUGUGCAGCGUGACCGAAUACCCCGGCUUGUGUUUCUCCAGCAUCGCGACGCACGAGAGCUCCUCCAACACCACCGGCCCCGAACAGAUCUUCAAGGUCUCGCUUCUGGUCGCCUUUAGCGGGGCGGCCAGCUUCUUCAACUAUACGAGCCAGCUUGUCACGCAGGUGAGCGAUCCUCAAGAGCAAGCAGCUUUCGGAGUCUGCCAAACGGUGCUCCAAGACGCCGUCAACCACCUCACCGACUCGGUGUCUCUCACGGAGGUCAACCAAGGCCUACAGCUCCUGUCUCCUUACAAAAUCUCCGACAUGCGGACUUGGCUGAGCACGGCCAUCACCGACCAAGAAACCUGCUUGGAUGCACUCGAAGAGGCCAACUCCACCCGCCUCGGCAACAUGAAGCUCGCCAUGCAAAACUCCACCGAGCUCACCAGCAACAGCCUAGCCAUCGCCACCAAAAUCAUGCGUUUGUUAGCCUCCUUCAACGCCCCCAUCCACCGGAGGUUGCUAGGGUUCAGAGCCAGGUCCGUUUUCCCAAGCUGGGUUGGCCCGGCUGACCGGAGACUUCUCCAAGAGGUGAACCUGAGGCCGAACUUGACGGUGGCGCAAGACGGGACGGGGAACUACAAGACGAUCAGAGACGCGGUGGAGGCCAUACCUAAAAAAAGCUUGUCGAGGUUCGUGAUUUACAUUAAGGCCGGGGUUUAUGAGGAGAAUGUAAUUUUGGAUAAGAGCAAGUGGAAUGUGAUGAUGUAUGGGGACGGGAAGACUCGUACCAUCGUCACUAGUGACCUAAAUUUCAUCGACGGGAUGCCAACAUUCGCGACGGCAACGUUCGUUGUUGUAGGAAAAGGCUUCAUUGCCAAAGACCUGGGGUUCGCAAACACUGCAGGUCCAGCGAAGCUCCGGGCCGUGGCGUUCCGAUCGCAGUCCGACCUCUCCGUGAUGUACCGGUGCGCGUUCGACGCAUUCCAGAACACCCUUUAUGCCUACGCGAACCGCCAGUUCUACUCGGAUUGCGACAUCACGGGCACUGUGGACUUCAUUUUCGGGAACGCUGCAAUCGUCCUCCAGAACUGCACGAUCCUGCCUCGCCAGCCCCUGAGCUUCCUCUACGACACCCUCACGGCCCAAGGCAAGUCCGACCCGAACCAAAACACCGGGAUCUCGAUCCACAAGUGCAGGAUAACUCCGAACGGGAACCUUACGGCCGAGACAUACCUGGGCCGGCUGUGGAAGGCCUACUCGACCACGGUCUUCAUGGAGUCCAGCAUCGGCCCGUUCCUGAGCCCGAAGGGCUGGACCGAGUGGAUCGCCGACGUGCAGCCGCCCAACACCAUCUUUUAUGGAGAGUACAUGAACACCGGGCCGGGCUCGAACACGAGCGGGCGGGUCACGUGGCCCGGGUACCAUCCGGUCCUUACCAUGGACCAGGCCAGGAAGUUCACGGUGGGCUCGUUCAUACAAGGCAACGCGUGGUUGCCCCUAACUGGGGUGGCUUUCGACCCAUCCUUAUGA
Molecule: messenger RNA, 1740 nt
Organism: Syzygium oleosum
Lineage: Eukaryota; Viridiplantae; Streptophyta; Magnoliopsida; Myrtales; Myrtaceae
Product: pectinesterase 3-like
Exons: 3
Coding region: 1-1740 (579 amino acids)
Biological process (GO): cell wall modification
Molecular function (GO): pectinesterase inhibitor activity; pectinesterase activity
Source: RefSeq, a predicted model, not a curated record